GACUGCAAAGUGGGUAAGAAAAUCCUCUCACCAGCAGCUCAGGCCGUAAUCCCAGGCCUCUGCUCCUCUCCCCGGGGCCGCCCCAUUGGCGGCAGGGAUUGCGUUGGGGCCUGGAACACCAGCUCUCUGGCACCCCCGGACUGGGUGUAGGCCUGCUCAGCCCCCAUCACCUUCUCCCUUCUGCUGCCGGCAUUUCCCUACACGGAUUCUCAGCUCCUCCUUCCUCAGAUCUGGGUGACGCGGGCCUGGGAGCCAGCAGGGCCCAGUUCUAAAAAGCCAAGGCGCGCCGUGCAGGGAGCAGCGGGCACAGGACUUGUCCAUCUUGGGCAUCGGCCUCCCCCAGGCCUGGAGGAUGGGCAACGUGAUGGAGGGCAAGUCGGUGGAAGAGCUGAGCAGCACCGAGUGCCACCAGUGGUACAAGAAGUUCAUGACCGAGUGCCCCUCCGGCCAGCUCACCCUCUACGAGUUCCGCCAGUUCUUUGGCCUCAAGAACCUGAGCCCGUCGACCAGCCAGUACGUGGAGCAGAUGUUUGAGACCUUUGACUUCAACAAAGACGGCUACAUCGACUUCAUGGAGUACGUGGCGGCGCUCAGCCUGGUGCUCAAGGGCAAGGUGGAGCAGAAGCUGCGCUGGUACUUCAAGCUCUACGACGUCGACGGCAACGGAUGCAUCGACCGCGACGAGCUGCUCACCAUCAUCCGGGCCAUCCGAGCCAUUAACCCCUGCAGCGACUCCACCAUGAGCGCAGAGGAGUUCACCGACACCGUGUUCUCCAAGAUCGACAUCAAUGGGGAUGGGGAACUGUCCCUGGAGGAGUUCAUGGAGGGCGUCCAGAAGGACCAGAUGCUGCUGGACACGCUGACACGAAGCCUGGACCUUACCAGCAUUGUGCGCAGACUCCAGAGCGGCGAGCAAGACCAGGAAGGGGAGGGUGGUGGGGCGCCUGAGGCCGCCGGCUGAACCCGCUGCCCUGAUGCCUCUGUUGGGAGGGUGUGUGUGGUGGUUGUUUUUAUACCAGAUAAAGUCUACUGAACUCAAA
Molossus molossus (Pallas's mastiff bat) is the source of this 1040-nucleotide messenger RNA. RefSeq names its product guanylyl cyclase-activating protein 1. The record is from RefSeq and is a predicted model, not a curated record. Gene Ontology annotation, cellular component: cone photoreceptor outer segment; photoreceptor inner segment. Bases 353 to 961 code for a protein of 202 amino acids. The transcript has 4 exons. Lineage: Eukaryota; Metazoa; Chordata; Mammalia; Chiroptera; Molossidae. Gene Ontology annotation, molecular function: calcium sensitive guanylate cyclase activator activity; calcium ion binding. Gene Ontology annotation, biological process: visual perception; positive regulation of guanylate cyclase activity.